AUGAAGUUUAUCACAGUCAUCUUGCUGGGGCUGUGUUCCCUGACCAUCAGUAAUGCCUGGCACUGCAGUUAUGCUCCGAAGCUGCUUAAUGCUCAACAGAUUGACGCAGGGUUGGGGAAUGUGGUCGCGAGAGACAACCUCAAUAUUGCAUAUUCCCUGAUUGGAGAGCAAUGGCAGAGACUGAGCACGAUCAGAUUCAAGCAUGUCUCAGUGGGACCUGCAGGACUCUGGGGAUGUGACACCACAAACAGGGUCUACAAAUUCGUAGCUGGCAACUUUCAAUGCUCCAGUGGUGUGUCUUUGCAGCAGGUGGAUGCUGGAGGUAAUGAUCACAUUGUGGGAGUACAGCCUAACAACCAAAACACCUACUGUCUGAGUGGUUGCAAUGCUUUGACCUACAGCGGAGUGGGCUCUCUGAGCUGGAGCUCCCUAGCAAAGAAGAUGAGGUACUACAGCUGUGGUACCAAAUUUGGAUGCUGGGGAGUCGACAGGAGUUAUCGGGUCUACGUCGCAAAGAACGUAAACCCAGAAAACUGCAACACCUGUGGCUGGACACAAGUGACAGGGCUAUACAUGAAAAUGGUUGAAGUGGGGACUGACGGAAGUGUUUUUGGAGUGACAAAAGACGGAAAAAUCUACCAAAGAGUUGGCAUCACCAGUCAGCUUCAGGAAGGCACACAAUGGGUCCCUGUCCCAAUGUCCAUGACAGUCCGUCAUGUGAGCUAUGACCUGCGCACGCUUUGGGCUGUUACCAACUCUGGCGUGGUCAUGAAGUGCACUAGCUAA
This is a messenger RNA of Etheostoma spectabile (orangethroat darter), 786 nucleotides long. Its product is annotated as fish-egg lectin. The record is from RefSeq and is a predicted model, not a curated record. Lineage: Eukaryota; Metazoa; Chordata; Actinopteri; Perciformes; Percidae. The transcript is spliced from 5 exons. Bases 1 to 786 code for a protein of 261 amino acids.